Aspergillus niger is the source of this 1008-nucleotide messenger RNA. RefSeq lists its product as uncharacterized. The coding region runs from base 1 to 1008 and encodes 335 amino acids. The record is from RefSeq and is a predicted model, not a curated record. Gene Ontology annotation, molecular function: arylformamidase activity. The transcript has 5 exons. NCBI's taxonomy places the organism in Eukaryota, Fungi, Ascomycota, Eurotiomycetes, Eurotiales, Aspergillaceae.
AUGGCCGACUCCCUCCCGAAAACCUACGACGACCUCCCCGACAAGCGGCGCUACUGGCCCGCAACCCCCAACUCCGCCGACGAGGGGCUGGGAAUGCUCCGUCUCCUCACUCCAGAAAUCGUCGCCAACGCAGCACGCACCCAGAUCCAGACCGGCGAGCGCGUAUGCCUGAACUGGGACCUGGAGAAGCUGAACCCACCAGGCUUCGGCCGCAAACCCUUCGCCCACCACGUAAAAUGGGUCUCCGAAGGCCACGCCUUCGACGACGAAUACCACUUCAACCCGCAACAAUCCUCCCAAUGGGACGGUCUGCGACACCACAACGCCCCGGCUCCAACCCCCGACGACCCUAACCGCCGGGUCUUCUACGGCGGCACCACCUCCACCGAGAUCCUCGACCCCUCGUCCACCCGAAUCGGCAUAGCCCACUGGGCCAAGAAAGGCAUCGCCGGCCGCGGCGUCCUCAUCGACUACGCCUCCUACGUGCAACGAACCAAGGGCGUCACAGUAAACGCCCUAACCCGCCACACCGUCUCCCUGGACGACGUCCUCACCAUCGCGAAGGAAUGCAACAUCACCUUCGAACCAGGCGACAUUCUCUUCCUGCGCGUCGGUCUACCGACUACAUGGGAUAACAUGACCGAUGAGGAGAAGGUCAAGUAUAGUCAGCAGGAAACGCCCAACCAUGCAGGAUUAGAGCAGAGUGAGCGUGUGGUGCGGUUCCUUUGGGAUCAGCAUUUCGCCGCUGUAGCGGGUGAUGCGGUCAGCUUUGAGGUGUAUCCGCCGGUAGAGAAGGAGUGGGAUUUACAUCAUUUUUUGCUGGCUGGGUGGGGACUACCGAUUGGGGAGAUGUUUGAUCUUGAGGGGUUGAAGGAGUCCGUUGAACUGUGGGAGAGGAUUCCAAUGACGGUACAUCCCGAAGUAUAUCUAAAGUACACCACUCGGAACUCAUUCACAUAUACGAAUGGUGACUAUGAAGGGGUAAUACAUUCACAACAAGAUCAGUAA